This is a messenger RNA of Patiria miniata (bat star), 456 nucleotides long. RefSeq names its product C-type lectin LmsL-like. Gene Ontology annotation, molecular function: carbohydrate binding. NCBI's taxonomy places the organism in Eukaryota, Metazoa, Echinodermata, Asteroidea, Valvatida, Asterinidae. The coding region runs from base 1 to 456 and encodes 151 amino acids. The transcript has a single exon. Gene Ontology annotation, cellular component: external side of plasma membrane. The record is from RefSeq and is a predicted model, not a curated record. Gene Ontology annotation, biological process: biological process involved in interspecies interaction between organisms.
AUGAGUUUCACUGGUCUCUUCAUGUUAAUGUCGGUGUCAGCAUUUCUGAUCAUGCCGACAAUCGUGUCAGCUACAUGUAGCGCACCGUACUGCCCGCCGCCCUGGCGUGCUUUCGGCGCGCACUGCUACCAGUGGAUUGACAAGAAAAUGUCCUGGAUUGAUGCUGAGCGCUACUGCCAGAUGCUAUCCCAUCCAGGGAAGAUGGUCCACCUUGCGUCCAUCGCAAACGAGGAGAAACACAUCAUUGGCCAGUAUGCUGAGGAUCGCGGGCAAGCUGUGUGGAUCGGAUUAUUCAACAACAGCGGUCAAAACUUUCAGUGGGUCGAUGGUUCCCCUGCAGACUCGCUGUGCUGGCAAAAGGCACAACCAAGCUACGACGGCGACUGUGUGGAAUGGUUUCAAGCGAUGAAUGACCGACCUUGCGAAACCGAGCAAACCUUCGUCUGUAAAUUCUAG